UCAUCAGCAUCUGGAAAACAACGCCAAAAAACAACAACAAAUAGGAUAAAAAUUACCAGCCCUCUCAACUGGCAGUCGUCGUCCAACCAAGCCACAAAAAUGAGUGAGGAAAGUGAAAGCAAAGCCAUGGAAGACGAGACGAAGAAAGGCGACGACGACGACGACGGCGACAAAGACGUGGAUAAGGAACAGAAGGAAAGAACAGAAAAGACUGUGGAAAUAGUGAAUAAGGAAAAAGUGAAUGAGAACGAGAAUGAGGAACAGUUACCAACGAAGUCAAAGCCAAAGGAGGACGACAAGGAGGGAAAGAAACAGGAGCAGCAACCCCAAUCAGAACCACUGGUGAAAAACGAAGAGAAGGAGACGACAAAGGUGGAGCACACGGAGAAAGAGAAGCCAGAGAAAGCCUCCAUUGACCCCGCCCCAACAACUAAAUCAGAAAAUGGUCAACAAGAAUUUGCUGGCUAUGAGGAGCAUAUUACCUAUGCAGCCGAUGGUGAAGCCAUCUACACGGAUCCAUCAACAAAGCAAAAAUACAAAUGGUCACAAACACUUAACAAUUGGCAGCCCUUGAGUGACACAGAAGCAGCCAGUGUCGGAGAUCUCUAUGAAAAUGAGCACUAUAAAUGGUGUCAGGAGACCAAACAAUGGCUACCCAAGCAGCCGCAAACCGAAACUGAGCACUACAAAUGGAGUGAAGAGCAACAGAAAUGGUUACCCAAAAAUCAAACGCAACCCGACAAGGAUGUCACCUAUGGCAUAGAUGAGGAUGGUGAACGUACCUAUACGGAUAAAGAUGGUGCCGUCUAUUUUUGGGAUUCAAAGAAAUCCGCAUGGUUUCCCAAAAUCGAUGAUGAUUUUAUGGCACGUUAUCAAAUGAGCUAUGGCUUCAUAGAUAACACCUCGGCGGGAGAGAAGGAGAAAGCUGACAAAGAGGCAGCCGAAUUGAAACGCAAGCAGGAAGAACUCCAACGCAUGACCGCUGAGGCAGAGGAAGCCAUGGCCAAGGAUGCAGCAGCCACAGCAGCUGGAACAGCAGCAACAACCUCAAAGCGCAAGGCACCAGAGCCACCAAAAUGGUUUGAAAUGGAUCCCUCACAGAAUACUAAAGUUUACGUAUCGAAUCUACCUCUGGAUAUCACAAUGGAUGAGUUUGCCGAGUUAAUGGGUAAAUGUGGCAUGGUUAUGCGUGAUCCGCAGACCCAAAAGUUCAAGCUGAAACUCUAUGCCGAAAAAGAUGGCCAAAUCAAAGGUGAUGGCCUCUGCGAUUAUAUUAAGGUGGAAUCGGUUAAUUUGGCUUUAAAUAUACUCGAUGAAUAUAAUCUACGGGGACACAAGAUACGUGUACAAAGAGCUCAAUUUCAAAUGCGUGGUGAAUACAAUCCUGCUCUCAAGCCCAAACGCAAGAAGAAGGAUAAGGAAAAAAUGCAGAAAAUUAAAGAGAAACUCUUUGACUGGCGACCCGAUAAAAUGCGUGGCGAACGCUCGAAAAAUGAAAAAACAGUCAUUAUUAAAAAUCUAUUUGUUCCUGAACUCUUUGAACGUGAAGUGGAAUUGAUUUUGGAAUAUCAAAAUAAUUUAAGAGACGAAUGCGGCAAAUGCGGAAUGGUCCGCAAAGUUGUCAUCUAUGAUCGCCAUCCUGAAGGCAUAGCCCAAGUGAAUAUGUCAUCACCUGAAGAAGCCGAUGUGGUCAUACAAAUGAUGCAGGGACGUUUCUUUGGCCAACGCCAAUUAACCGCCGAGCAUUGGGAUGGCAAAACUAAAUACAAAAUUGAAGAAUCAGCUGUGGAGGCGGAGAAGAGACUUAGCAAUUGGGAUGAAUUUUUGGCCAAUGAAGAAGAGGCUGAAGAGCAAAAAACCUUAUCAGCUGAAGAUGCCACGCCUUAAGUUAAUUGAUUGAUUGAUUGUGUUUUGUGUCAACUUACCUUCGAUCCUUAUCGCCAUGAUCUAAGACAUUCAAUAUUACCUCAUUGGCCAAUUCAUGCGGAUAGGUGGUAUUCCAACGAUUAUAGAUUUUAUAGCGAUUCGCCUCACUAACCUUUGGCAUCUUAUGUUGGCAUAUGAAACGCAAUUUAUCUGGACACGAACGGGCCGACCAACGAUAUUUCAAAUUUGGAUCA
Drosophila willistoni is the source of this 2120-nucleotide messenger RNA. It is a transcript of the gene barc, whose product is annotated as HIV Tat-specific factor 1. The transcript is spliced from 8 exons. The record is from RefSeq and is a predicted model, not a curated record. Gene Ontology annotation, molecular function: RNA binding. Bases 100 to 1887 code for a protein of 595 amino acids. Gene Ontology annotation, cellular component: U2 snRNP; U2-type spliceosomal complex. Lineage: Eukaryota; Metazoa; Arthropoda; Insecta; Diptera; Drosophilidae. Gene Ontology annotation, biological process: mRNA splicing, via spliceosome.